This is a messenger RNA of Thelazia callipaeda (thelaziosis nematode), 2172 nucleotides long. The record is from the annotation of a GenBank genome assembly. NCBI's taxonomy places the organism in Eukaryota, Metazoa, Nematoda, Chromadorea, Rhabditida, Thelaziidae.
AUGUAUAGUACCUGGUCUUGCAAGUACUGUACACUUAUUAACAGCGAUUCGGAUGUAUAUUGCGCUUCUUGUGGCUUACGAAAUUCGAAUACAUCAAAUAGUUUAUUUUCUCGUUUAAAACAGAGUGAGCUCUUAAAAUUACCGAAGGUUUCACUGAAUAGGGCGUUAAAUGUUAUUGAUUCGACACUGGUUGACCUUGGUAUAUUGCCUGGGGUUUCCCGAUCAAGAAGAUCGCAAUCUUCAGUUUCUCUAAGCAGAAGUAAUGUGCAGUCACAUUUUCUUCCUACAAAGGUUGAGUCUUUGGUAUUGCCGAUUCAUGUGGUCUCAACAUCAUCAUUCCAAUUAUUGCAAAACGAUGAAGAAGCUGCUGCCUCUGAAUAUGACCGAAUAAUUACAUUCUGCAAAGAAAAUAACAUGCCCUUUAUUGACGACAGUUUCCCUCAUUCAAAACGAUCUAUAGGUAAGUUUACUCGUGAGGGAAGACCGGAUGGUAGCAUACUAAAUGUUGAUAACUUAAUUUGGCUUCGACCUCAAAAUAUUUAUACAAAAGAUGGGAAAAACUAUCGGUGGUCCAUAUUUUUAGAUCCAAAGCCCUCAGAUAUUGAACAAGGUUGCCUGGGAAAUUGUUGGUUUUUGUCAGCUUUAGCAGUCAUCGCAGAAAGGCCAGACAUUUUAGAUCAAAUUGUCCUUACCAAAAAUUAUAACCCAUGGGGGAUUUAUUUAAUACGCUUGUGCAUAAAUGGACAUUGGCAAGUUGUUCUUGUGGAUGAUUUUUUUCCAUGUUAUCCUCAAACGCAUGGACUUGCAUUUGCUGUAGGCCGACGCAAUCAGCUUUGGGUAUCUUUGAUCGAAAAAGCACUCGCAAAAAUAUUUGGCUGCUAUGCAAAAUUACCUGCCGGACGUACGUUAGAAGGCUUAGCAAUUCUUACUGGUGCGCCUUGCAUAGUAAUUGAUUUGGAAAGUUCUGCUGACUAUGAUCUCGUUUGGGCUCGUCUUUUAAGUAUGAGAGAAGCUGGUUUUAUUAUGGGUUGCAGUUGCGGUGGGGGAAAACGCCAUGUAGAUGAAGCUGAGUUCAGAAGUGUAGGUCUCCAAAUACGUCAUGCUUACUCUUUGUUGGAUGUUAAAGAAUAUAAGAAUCAAAGACUUGUCCGGUUGCGGAAUCCAUGGGGAUCGUUUACUUGGAAUGGAUCUUGGUGCGAUACAUGGCAAGGGUGGGAUAGCUACAGCCGUCGUAUCCUACUUCCUAAUGGUCCUGAAUCUGGAGCUUUCUGGAUGCCAUAUUCAGAUUUCAUCAAGAGAUUUGAUUCUGUUGAGGUGGCGAAAGUGCGAUCAUCCGAAGGUUGGAAAGAACUUCGAGUUGAUUGUUGCAUACCUCAGUUCUGGGGCAGGGAGAAAGUUUUAGGUUUCCAACUUCAAGUUGAAGAGUCAACAGAACUUGCUGUAUCUGUGUAUCAGAAGGGUUCUCGUAACAGGUGUGAUAGUGACAUAGUAGUAUUACUGCAUAGAAGUGGUAGAUCCGGUGCAGCAAUAGGCGAGCUUAUUGUAAGAUCAAUCCGUCACAAUGCAGCAUUUGCAAGUACUGGUGAUGUUUUUUUAAAAGGACCAGCAUUAUAUACUGUACUUGCUAUCUCCUUCAGCAAUAUGUCAUAUCCAAUUUCUAUUGAUACUGUUGUUGCUGUUCAUAGUGCAAAAGAUGUAGCAAUGGAAGCUUUUCGAUAUCCACCAUCAGUUAUUGCGCAUUCCUUGAUUGAAAUGUGUUUAAAAGAAGGCUGUAGUACGCCAAGCUUAGAAGGUACCGUAAUUCGGUAUGUUACAAAAAACUUUGGUGGUCACAUAUUGUUGAUCGAAAACCAUCAUGAGCGCCAUUACUUACAAGUUUUUUGCGAUUGCUCGCAGUCAUUAAAUGUAAUUUCAACACGUGCUUGUUUAUCAUCUGUGGAUACUAUUCCUCCUAUGCAUCGUCAAAUUUUAAUGCUUCUUACGCACUUUGAAACAACUCAAACUUAUAUCGUUCAUCAUAAUUUAACUCAGCGUCUUGUGCUGUCACCUGGUUUGAAAGAUUGGUUGUCGUUUGCUCCUAGUCAGGUGUCUUUGCCAUCAUCAAUAGAACAUGUCCCUGAUUUACAAGAUCCCUGUUCCAGUUUUCUUCAUAAACCUCGUAAAAUUGGAUGA